AUAUGCAUGUGUUUCAGGUGAUUAUUCAGAUGUGGGCACGAACAGCGCAUGCGCGUCAGCUCCAGCGCGUCUCAUUCCGCUCGCGUCUGUUUGACAGGAACACAUGCGGCAUAUUCAGCGCUUAGAACUGAAGAGAGGAGCAACUCCAGGAGGUUUUGCGUGUUUGGUCAGGAUGGGCUGCUCAUCUUCCAGCACACAGACGCUCGCGCAGGAGAACCCACCGCGCGUCAAAGCGGAGGAGGCGAGCGGAGAAACUCUGCUCUCUCGUAAUGGGCUUGUAGCAGAAGACAGCGAGACCGUCUCGGAUCAGAUGCAGCUGCCAGUUCAAAGCACUCUGCCGGAUGAGCUGGGUCCCGGACCGGACGAGACGGUGGAGGCCUCAGAAGCAGAGCAGACAGCGGUCAGCGCUAGUGAUGCUCCUCUAGAGGAGAGAGAUGCAGCUGAUGUUCCCACUGCUUCAGAACCCACUGACUCCACGCCUGCAGAACCCUCUCUAGCUGUGGAACCUGCGUCAGAUCUCACCAGCACUCCAGAACCCAAGCCAGCUGAGCUAACAGAAGCUCUAGAGGCCCCAUCAGACACGAGCUCGGAGCCCACACUGGAGCAAGCAGACACAGCUCCUGAAGCGAAGCCAACCGCAGCUCAAGAACCAGGUCCAGUGGAGCGAAGCCCUGCUCCAGAACUCACUGUGUCUGAGCCUGUCCCGAGUGCAGAACCAGCUCCUGCUGAGGAACCGACUGUGUCUCCAGAACCAGCUGCAGUGGAACCGAGCCCAGCUCCAGAAUCAGUUCUGGCUCCAGAACCCUCGGCUGAGGAACCGACUCCGGCUCCAGAACCCUCGGCUGAGGAACCGAGUUCAGCUCCAGAACCCUCGGCUGAGGAACCGGGUUCAGCUCCAGAACCAGCUGCAGUGGAACCGAGCCCAGCUCCAGAAUCAGCUCUGGCUCCAGAAACCUCGGCUGAGGAACCGAGUUCAGCUCCAGAACCCUCGGCUGAGGAACUGACUGUGUCUCCAGAACCAGCUGCAGUGGAACCGAGCCCAGCUCCAGAAUCAGCUCCGGCUCCAGAGCCCACGGUUGAGGAACCAAGCCCAGCUCCAGAACCCUCGGCGGAGGCAGCAGCGAUCACACAGUCUGCAGAGGAGAACGCGACCUGCGCAGACGCUCCAGAGGUCGGUGAAGAUGGAGCUGAUCUGCUGAAAUCCACAGAACCUGAAGAUUGAUGUCAGUGUGACGCUGUGAGACGUGCCUUUUAUCUCAGAGACGUGAGGGUUUGUACAUAAAUUAGUGUAUCUAAGUAGCGUUAGCAUCAUUAGAAUUGUUGUUAAAAGCCACAGAAAUGCCUCUGAGAGCGCGGGUCCCGUGGGUGUCCGGCCGAGCGUGGGACGAAAUCACAGCAUCAUGUCCUAAUCUCCAACUGAGUCAAACACAACAGCAAUAUUAACUCACCUGAACAAACAUGAGCCAAAGCUCUAAUAACUGUGAAUCAACCAAAUUAUGCUUAAUAAUGUGUCUUUUAAUGAGACCGAAGGGCUUCGUCUCUUAUGUAUUUAGUGCAUGUUGCUCCUCAGACUGCAGAUGCAAAGCAGUUUGACUCUUUACUUGCAUUAAUCAAUGACAGACAGGCAAACGGUAGUAUAUUAAUCAGUAGUGUAUGUUGUUGGGUUAUUUUAGUAUAGUUUGUGGUGAUUCCAGAGCACUAAUAAACCUCAUCUGAUGAUCUGUGACACUGGAAGGAAAGCAGUUACUCAGCAAAUCAUAUCAGUGUGAAGACAUGAAAGUUGAGCUCUUUGUAAAAAA
This is a messenger RNA of Sinocyclocheilus anshuiensis, 1799 nucleotides long. Its product is annotated as fibrous sheath CABYR-binding protein-like. The transcript has 4 exons. NCBI's taxonomy places the organism in Eukaryota, Metazoa, Chordata, Actinopteri, Cypriniformes, Cyprinidae. The record is from RefSeq and is a predicted model, not a curated record. Bases 104 to 1222 code for a protein of 372 amino acids.